CCCCGCCCCCAGGCGUGUGCAGCCUCGCCGCCCGGUGCAGACCUUCGGGAAGGAGGUGCAGGCCUGGUGUGAUCUUCUGUUUGGAUGGAGUGAAAGAGACCAUGCAGAAGGACUCUGGCCCUCUAGUGCCUUUACAUUGGCUUGGCUUUGGCUAUGCAGCACUGAUUGCUUCCGGUGGGAUCAUUGGCUAUGUAAAAGCAGGCAGUGUCCCGUCCCUGGCCGCUGGGCUCCUCUUCGGUGGAUUAGCAGGCCUGGGUGCCUAUCAGCUGUCUCAGGAUCCAAGGCACAUUUGGGUUUUCUUAGUUACAUCUGGAACUCUGGCUGGCAUUAUGGGAAUGAGAUUCUACCACUCCGGAAAAUUUAUGCCUGCAGGCUUAAUUGCGGGUGCCAGUUUGCUGAUGGUCGCCAAACUUGGAAUUAGUGCGUUGAGUAAACCCCAUCAGUAGUAGUCAUGGCCCGGCUUGGACUCAUGAAGAAUUUUUAAAUUUCCACUAUUUUUAAUAUAUUAAGAUAAAUAAGUACAGCAUUUUCACAUAUUCUGACAUUUUACUUAAAACAAAAACAAAAAAAACCAACACUGAACUUUGCAGAGGAAAAAAUCAGUCAUUAUCUUUACAACACUGAAGAGGUGGGUAGAAUGUAACAUAAGAGCUUCUUCCUGCAGUUUGAUUCCUGUAUGUUGGUGUUAUCUGUUCUCUCUGAAUGUAUAGGUAAAAUCUCCAGGAAUAAAAUGUAAGGUGUCACCACUGGGGCCCCCAAAACCCCAUGCUCUACUCAGAGGAACAGUGUGAAAAAGAUCUCUUAACGAGAUUUAGGCUAUCUGUUCUUUUGUUUAUCUUGGAGCACAG
This is a messenger RNA of Hippopotamus amphibius kiboko, 848 nucleotides long. Its product is annotated as transmembrane protein 14C-like. Lineage: Eukaryota; Metazoa; Chordata; Mammalia; Artiodactyla; Hippopotamidae. Gene Ontology annotation, cellular component: mitochondrial membrane. The record is from RefSeq and is a predicted model, not a curated record. Bases 102 to 446 code for a protein of 114 amino acids. The transcript has a single exon. Gene Ontology annotation, biological process: regulation of heme biosynthetic process.